This is a messenger RNA of Arabis nemorensis, 978 nucleotides long. The record is from the annotation of a GenBank genome assembly. Lineage: Eukaryota; Viridiplantae; Streptophyta; Magnoliopsida; Brassicales; Brassicaceae.
AUGGACGAAGACGAGAUCGGAGGUAACCAGAGGCGAAAAGCGAAUCAGAUCUACAAGAAAGACGAUCGGACAACGAUUCCUCGAAACGACGUCGUACAAGCUGCCGCUGAUGAUGAUGACGAACAGCUUCCUCUUUCCUUAAGCUUAGGUCCAACAUCGUAUCCUUCUCAGAUCUCUCCGCCGCUUCGUCUAGCACCACCACCGUCACUGCUUGAUUUCUCUCAGCCUAUGAUGACUCGUCCGUCGCCUGAUUUUAUCUCAUAUCAAAAAUAUCUCAUGUCAUCUCAGCCGUAUCUGCCAUCAUCGAUGAGUAACUUUUCGUCUUCACAACAGAUCCAGCCACCGUUUCGUCCACCGGGUAAUUACUUCCCUCAAUCAGCUUUCGCUCCUCUUCCUCCUCCGUCGUCGAAUCAAAAACGAGAGCCACGUCGGAGUUCGACCAGAUCAUCACAGUUCGGAAACCGGAUCAAAAACGAGAAGAUUCCGGCACCGUUUCCAUGGGCUACGAAUAUUCGAGGGAGGAUACGAAGCUUGGAAGAUCUGGAAUCGAAUCAGAUCACUAUAAUCACUGGAGAUGUACAAUGCAAACACUGUGAGAAAGUUUAUCAAGUGAGUUACAAUCUGAGAGAGAAAUACUCAGAAGUUGAGGAUAUUUUCGUGAAUCGUAAAAGGAUAAUGAGGGAAAGAGCUCCGGCGAAAUGGACAAAUCCAGUACCGGCGAGGUGUGAGCUUUGUGGCCGUGAAAAAGCAGUGAAACCGGUGAUUGCUGAACGGAAAAGUAAGAUUAAUUGGUUGUUUUUGUUUUUGGGACAAACAUUGGGUUAUUGUACAUUGGAACAGUUGAAGAAUUUCUGCAAACAUUGCAAGAGUCAUCGUACUGGUGCUAAAGAUCGUGUGCUUUACUUGACGUAUUUGGGUCUUUGCAAGAUGCUUGAGCCUAAUCGUGAGUUGUUCAAGAGAGAACCUUUAAGGAGGUGA